Messenger RNA from Aspergillus thermomutatus, 981 nucleotides. RefSeq lists its product as uncharacterized. Lineage: Eukaryota; Fungi; Ascomycota; Eurotiomycetes; Eurotiales; Aspergillaceae. The transcript has a single exon. The coding region runs from base 1 to 981 and encodes 326 amino acids. The record is from RefSeq and is a predicted model, not a curated record.
AUGACGGCACGCUAUGCAGACGUUCACAAGAACCCCCAGGGCCCAGGGGAUGCUCGCCCAACGGCCAUGCAGAUCAUCCGCGACGAGGGCCUGGAGGGCCAACUGACCGGCUCGUCGAUCCUGAUCACCGGCGCGUCCGCAGGCAUCGGUGUCGAGACAGCCAAAGCGCUCUUCACCACCGGCGCAACCCUCUACCUGACGGCCCGGGAUCUGAACAAGGCAAAGCACGCUCUCGGCGACAUGGCUUCCUCUCCGCGCGUGCACCUGCUGGAAUUGGACCUCGAAUCUCUAGCCAGCGUGCGCGCCUGCGCCGCCGAGCUCCUCUCCCACACCAAAACCCUCAACAUCUUCAUCGCCAACGCCGGCGUCAUGGCAACCCCGGAAGGGCGCACCAAGGACGGGUUCGAGACCCAGUUCGGGACCAACUACCUGAGCCAUUUCCUGCUUUUCCUCCUCCUGCGGCCCGCGCUUUUGGCAGCGGCUAAUUCCCGCGUGAUCUUCCUCGCCUCCAUCGCCCACCGGUACUCGGAGGUGGUAUUUGACAACCUCACCCUCGACGGCGAGUACGACAAGUGGAAGGCGUACGGACAGAGCAAGUGCGCGCUGCUGUGGGCGGCAAAUGAGAUCGACCGCCGCUACGCCUCCCAGGGUCUGCGUGCCUUUAGUGUCCAGCCCGGUGGCAUUCGGACCGCACUGCUGCAGCACAUGUCCGAGGAAGAGAAGAGCGGGCUCACCGACGAUCCAACCCUGGGGCCACAGUUGAAGAGUCCAGAGCAGGGUGCUGCCACUUCUGUUUGGGGGGCUGUCUCCAGAUCCCUCAAGGGAAUGGGCGGGAAGUACCUCGAGAAUUUGCAGAUUGCCAAGGUGUAUGACCCGAGCGAGGGGCACUGGGCACCUGGCUAUGCCUCGUAUGCGUACAGCCCGGAGAAGGAAAAGAAGCUAUGGGAAGUGUCGCUGAAGUUAGUUGGUAUGAACGAGUGA